AUGGCCUAUCGACAGUAUGAGCAGGGAACGAGUGGGAUGAACUUUGAUCGAUUUCUCGACCGUUUCGAUGAGAAUACCGUUACCAAAUUGAAACGACACUACUGGACGGCCAAGCAGAUGUUUCGAAAUAAAAUGGGGAAGAAGGAAGACGAGCUACUCACGGCAUCAGAUGCCGAUUUCGAUUCACAAGUGACGCUGUUCAAUUCGAUCAAAAGGACCAGCGAUCAGCUGCUCGAGGCCUCAAAUAAUUACCAUGGGUUUUUACUAGACGCGGCUCAAAGUGAGAAUGGGGUUGGGAAAUAUUUGAAAGAUCGAGGGAAGGAGCAACGGAGGGAGGAGACCAAGAAGGUAAUGAUAGCCGUAGGCCGAGCCUUCCUAUACGCUUCCCAUCAAAGAGCAGCCAUUUCUCAACCCCUAUUACGAUUUUAUGAAGAAAUCUGUGUCUUCAACGAAAGAGCCAUAUUCGAUUGUGGGCAGACGGUAGAAGCGGCUGAACGAGCGAAGACAGAAUAUCGAGGCAGUUUGUUGUGGAUGAAGCAGGAGAGCGAGGAGCUUGAUCCCUCCAAUUUCCGGCAGAUGGAUCGUUUUCGAGAAGUACAGGCGACGGUCAGAUUGAAUAAAGAGCGGCUGGACCGGUUGAAGGAGGAUACGUUACAAAAGGUCGACCUCCUCUCGGCUAGCCGAUCUCAUCUACUGUCGCAUUUGUUAGGACGAUACCUCGAGCUCCUCACGACAUACUACCAAAAAACUGGAACAAUCUAUGCAACGCUGGCCAAGAAUCUUUCCGUUUAUGAUCACUAUGAUUUUGAGAUAUUGACGGAACUGAUCGAGCCCUCAAGAAAAGCUGCUCAAAAGGCUCGGCAAGAAAGUUUCGAAAAAGAGCGGGAAGAGGAGGUGCAGCAGAAGGCUGUUGAGGCCGAGCAACCGGAUUUGAUGCAAUUCAACGACCGCGACGAGACGAGCUUACGAUAUUUAUUUGGAGGAGAAUCACCCAGUGAGGAGAGGAUUGUGACGGAUAGACGGCGGCUUGCCGACGAUGAGGAGCGACCCGAUAGUCCGCUGGUUGGAGAAGCUGAAAUUGGGAUGGACGCGCUGGAGGGCGCCCUUCUCCACCCCGAAAAGAUUGCCGUAAAUUCCGAAGCCUACCUGAAUACGUCCAGCACCCAGGCUUUUAUUAUUAUUAGUCCAAUCGGUUCAUGUGAAUUCUACAGUGGCAGAAUCCCGUGUGAAUGCUUUCCGGUUGAAGGGGAUUACGGACUAGUGCAGAAUGAAACGACGCUUCUCACCUUCAGCGUGGGGCCCCCAGCCAUCCAAAUUUCUGCUCAAAAAUCAGCAUCCCCAUUGCUUUCCGAAUUGUCAGUACACAUUCGCUCUCGAUUGUGCCAGGAGCAACAGUAUCAUCUCCAGAUGUGGCAUCGGACACACGAAGUGCUCCCCGAUUCUGAAGACUAUUGGGUAAAAGUGGAAGAGAAGACGGUGAUGCUCAAGAAUACCGAGAAAUUUAUCGAAUUCCCGUGCGAAACGACUGCUCGAACAGGUGUCUACCGUUUCGACCUCAUCGGCCCGAAUAAUGUGACCGUUACGGCUGAGAAAACACUUUUUGUGAAUGCAUCGACGGAAGUGAAGCUCCAGUUGAGGGAGGGCUCGAUAUUUCCGCAUUGCUCCGAUGAGUACCAGAUACGGUGGACAAAUCCGAGAUGCACCUCCUCGCCUCUUCAAUUCCGGCUUCGGCUUCUGGCAGUGCCGGAAGGGAAUCCGGAUCACGUAGAAGAGAGAGCGAUUUACGUAGAAGAAAUUGGGCUUGACGCUGGCGAUUCUUGGCUAUCACUGCCAUGCUCCCAAUUCGACAUUCUCUACGAGCAGUACUGUUUCGAGCUCGUAUCACUACAUCCCCUUUCUGAACAAUUUCAUCAAUGGGACGUCAAGUGUAUUCACACGGAGCCAGUCGAAACCGUCCAUGGCGGCUGGUCCCCAUGGUCUUCCUGGUCACCAUGUGAGGGUGUUUGUGGCACGGGUGUACGCACGAGAUCCCGUGCCUGCGAUUCGCCAAAACCAAAGCGAGGUCGAGCUUGUUCCGGUGAUGUGAUCGAGCGGUUGACGUGUCCACUAAAGCCGUGUCCAGAAGGCCGCUUCCUGCUCACGGACUCGAACUGCACGUGUGGGUGUACGGCCCUCCUUGUACCGGAAAUGCCACUUGGCGACUCCCAGCUCGGCAUCGUCAUCUGG
This is a messenger RNA of Mesorhabditis spiculigera, 2226 nucleotides long. NCBI's taxonomy places the organism in Eukaryota, Metazoa, Nematoda, Chromadorea, Rhabditida, Rhabditidae. The record is from the annotation of a GenBank genome assembly.